GUUUAUCUCAGCGUAUUAAAUUUGGUGAUAGAAUGCAUUAUUUCUCGAAAACUUUCAAAAUAAGUGAUUAUUGACAAUCAGUGUCUUCUAGUAUUCUGGUUAUUAAUUUUGAUUCAUAGAUAAUGAUUGCCAUCCUAGACAAUUGGUGAACCUUCAUUCUAUCUCUCCAGUCUUGUUUUGAAACUGGCUCCUCACGCUAGGCUUUCUCAUGAAUAGAAUUUUGCAUCAUAGAAGGCCCUGAAACAGUUCAGGACUUUGCCAAGAUGCAAAUUCAAGAAAUUCAGGAUAAUAUUCGGAGUCGUGGGAACAAGAUAUUCCUGCUCAUGGAGGAGGUUCGAAGGCUGAGGAUACAACAGAGAAUUAAAGGAGCUGAGCUUGGUAUUUUACAGGAACAGCAAGAAAACGAAUUUCCUAAUUUUCCAUCAUUCAUCCCCUUCUUGCCUCCUUUGAGUGCAGAGAAUCUCAAGCUGUAUUAUGUGAUUUGUUUCACUCUUAUUGCUGGAAUUAUAAUUUUUGGUGGCCUCCUAGCACCCAUAUUGGAGCUGAAGUUAGGAAUAGGAGGCACAUCAUAUGAAGAUUUUAUUCGUAGCAUGCAUUUACCUGUGCAGUUGAGUCAGGUUGAUCCUAUAGUAGCAUCUUUCUCUGGAGGGGCAGUAGGAGUAAUCUCAGCCUUGAUGGUGGUUGAAAUAAAUAAUGUAAAACAACAGGAACACAAAAGAUGCAAGUAUUGUCUUGGAACAGGAUAUCUUGCUUGUGCUCGCUGCUCAAGCACAGGAGCACUUGUUCUUACUGAGCCAGUCUCAACAGUCAAUGGGGGAGAACAGCCUCUCUCAGCACCAAAAGCAGAAAGAUGUUCAAACUGUUCUGGAUCUGGAAAGGUCAUGUGCCCAACAUGCCUCUGCACUGGAAUGGCGAUGGCAAGUGAGCAUGACCCACGGAUUGACCCAUUUGAUUAGAGGUGCAUCAUCUUUCAUUUGCUAUUAAAUAUGGAGCUUCUGUAAAUAUUUCAAUGAUAAGAUAACUAAUUUCGGUGUAGACAUACAACAGAUUAACACAAGGGACUCCUUAAGUGAAUUGUUUUUUUGCCAUUUAAGAGGAAAAUCCCUGCUUUUCCAAGAAAUAGAAAAAACGACAGAACUUGUCACUCUGGCACCUUGUUUUUGCUUUCAUACCCUGGUACUGAUACCUC
This is a messenger RNA of Rubroshorea leprosula, 1189 nucleotides long. NCBI's taxonomy places the organism in Eukaryota, Viridiplantae, Streptophyta, Magnoliopsida, Malvales, Dipterocarpaceae. The record is from the annotation of a GenBank genome assembly.